CUUGGAAGAGCUGCCCGGCGGAGCUCCGAAUGCCACGAUCCCCUUGCUCGUCCGAGCCAGAAUGGCAAACUUUGACGUCCGACGAGUCCUGGUCGACGAAGGCAGCUCGGUCGACAUCAUGUACUCUCACCUCUUCCGGACACUCCAGCUGGACGACUCGCACCUCACUCCUUAUGUGGGUUCCGAUCUCCAAGGCUUCAACGGGGCUGCCACCAAACCGUGGGGUUACGUUGAACUGAUCGUCACUUUCGGGGAAGAGGAAGCAUCCAGGCAGGUCAAGACGAGAUUCUUGGUGAUCGACUGCAAGACCCUAUAUAACUGCAUCAUCGGACGCCCUACUCUGGCCGAGCUCACUGCUGUCCCUUUGACCGUCCACCUAAAAAUGAAAUUCUACACAAAGCGGGGACGAGUAGCCACUAUCAACGCAGACAUCGAAGCCUCCAGAAGGAUCUUUGAUGCCUCCGUAAAAGGGUUGCAGCUAAUCGCCCCUCCAUCCAACUCCAACAAGAAGCCGAGGGUCGAAGACGAACAUCCUCAGGAGGAUCAGCAUCAACUAAAUGUCAGCUCAGUCGACCUAGAUGCUCGGUUCACAGACGAAGAGCUGAAGAAUGGCGAAGAGACGAGACCAAAGGCAACUCACCCCGUCCGGCCUAUCCCAGAAGGGGACUUCGACCUCAUCCCGCUGGGCGACAACCCCGACAAAGCGGUAAAAAUCGGCAAGGUUCAUCUUCAGCCCGUCUAUCUUCUCGACAAGCUCAGCCUUGGACUUCAACGCAGCAACAUCUGGGAACUCGUCGGCUGA
Molecule: messenger RNA, 802 nt
Organism: Vicia villosa (hairy vetch)
Lineage: Eukaryota; Viridiplantae; Streptophyta; Magnoliopsida; Fabales; Fabaceae
Exons: 1
Coding region: 62-802 (246 amino acids)
Source: RefSeq, a predicted model, not a curated record